AUUUAACGGAGGCGACGGGGCGGGACUUCCGCCGGGAAGAUGGCGGCGCUGCGGAGGACGCUGCGGGCGCUGCAGGCCGGGGCGCGGGGCCGCUCGGCCGGGGUCCCCGGGGCCGUGGCGCUGCCGCGGGGGCCGCUGGGAGCUGACGUGCACGAGGAGGAGCCAAUGGCGGUGGCGCAGAGGAUGAACCCCGACUACCACGGCUUCUCAGCGGACCCGGUGGCCGAUGUCCACAACAUGCGCGCCGUCUUCUUCGCCGGCGUCUCCAUCGCCAUCGUCCUGGGCUCCACCUUCCUGCAUUACCUGCCCGACUAUGGGCUGCAGCAAUGGGCCCGGCGGGAGGCCGAGAUCCAGAUCGUGGAGCGGGAGCGCCGGGGGCUCCCCCUGGUGGACCCCAACUACUACGACCCCGCGCGCCUCACCCUGCCCCCCCCCGAGUGACCCCCCCCACUUUGGGGUCCCUAUAGAACCCUAUGGGGUUCCCUAUAGGCUCACCCCCCAAUAUGGGGCUGUUAAUAAAGGGAAGGGGCUC
Neopsephotus bourkii (Bourke's parrot) is the source of this 532-nucleotide messenger RNA. RefSeq names its product NADH dehydrogenase [ubiquinone] 1 beta subcomplex subunit 11, mitochondrial-like. Bases 40 to 441 code for a protein of 133 amino acids. NCBI's taxonomy places the organism in Eukaryota, Metazoa, Chordata, Aves, Psittaciformes, Psittacidae. The transcript is spliced from 3 exons. The record is from RefSeq and is a predicted model, not a curated record.